AAGUAGUCGCUGGGUGCUGCCGCAUUGCGCUGCUAGUAGCUCGCUCUUGGCCCGUUGGCGCCAGUGGGUGGCCGGGUGAGAGGACUGCUCUGCGGGCGGUGGGCCUCUGCAGUGCGCCGCGCUCGCUCCGCCGCCGCUGUGGUAGAGAUGAACGGGUCGGGGAUGGCCGCGGGGAUGGCCGAGCGGCUGAUGCUGUCGGGCGGGGUCGGCUGGCCGGCCGACGACGCGCCGCCGCCGUCCAGCGAGCCGGUCAGCAGCGCCUCCAGCACGGUCAGCCCGGACGCCCAGCACGUCAGCCCCGGCCGCGACGAGUACCUGGCCACCAUCGAGAUCUGCGUGCUGUUCGCCAUCUUCCUGAUGGCGCUGGUGGGCAACAGCAGCAUCCUGCUGGCGCUGCAGGGCAUCCGCGCCGAGCGGCGCAUGUCGCGCGUCCACUACUUCAUGCUGCACCUCAGCGUGGCAGACAUCCUGGUGGCGUUCUUCAACGUGCUGCCCCAGCUGGCCUGGGACAUCACGUACCGCUUCGUGGGGCCCAACCUGCUCUGCAAGCUGGUCAAGUACUCCCAGGUGCUGACGCUCUACCUGUCCACUUUCAUCCUCGUGGCGAUGGCCAUCGACCGCUACCACGUCAUCUACGGCCGGACGACGUUCCACUCCAACUCCAUCAUCUGCGCGCGCUACAUGGUCCGCCUGGCGUGGCUGUUCGCGGCGCUGUGCGCCCUCCCGCAGCUGUUCAUCUUCUCCGUGCAGCAGCUGCCGUCGGGGGAGCGCGACUGCUGGGGCACCUUCCGCUUCAGCUGGGGCGAGCGCGCCUACAUCAUCUGGUUCAGCAGCGUGGUGUUCCUGGUGCCGCUGAUGAUCAUCGCCUUCUGCUACUCGGCGAUGACGUACCGGAUCUACCAGUGCUCGCGGCAGGGCCAGGCGGCGCCAGCCAGCUCGUUCGAGCCGGUGGGCAGCCAGGUGUGCUGGGAGAGUCAGCCGGAGACGCUGUGCUGCCUGCAGCUGGAGCUGCGCGUCCGCUCGCGGCCCGGCACCGCCGCCGAGCACCGCGUGCAGGUGUGCGACGAGCGGCGCCGCAUCAGCGCCGCCAAGGUGCAGUCGGUGAAGCUGACACUGUGCGUGGUGCUGUGCUUCGUGGUGUGCUGGGCGCCCUUCUGCUGCACGCAGUUCUACCUCACCUUCUUCCCACCGCAGGACACGUCCAAGCUACCGGCGGUGUUUGUGAUCCUGCUGCUGCUGGCCAGUCUCAACUCGUGCACCAACCCCUGGAUCUACCUGUGCUUCAGCAAGGACGUCACUGUCCAGCUGAAGACGGCGCUGCACUGUAAGGGCGGCACGUGCGAGCUGCUCAGCUCCCUGCUGUCGCUGCUGCGCUACGAUCAGUCCCUGGUGAGCUCCAACAUCGAGAGCGAGCCGCCCAGGGGGUGCGCCGUCAUCGCCCAGCCGGUCACGCCCGUGAUACAGGUGUAGGGCGGAACGGUGAGGAACGGCGAGGAACGGCGCAGGAACGAGCGAGGAACGGCGCAGGAACGGUACAGGAACUGGUCAGGAACGGCUGUGGAACGAGUCAGGAACGGCUGUGGAACGAGUCAGGAACGGCUGUGGAACUGGUCAGGAACGGCUGUGGAAUGCGUUGGGAACGGUUCUGGAACCGCCGUUGGGAGAUGGCAGAGGAGUGCUUGGCAUGAACUAUUUUUGCUUGGCUUUCGGCCAGGCCAUGCGAGCCAUCCACUAUGGGUAUAUGUUAUUUGUUUGGCAAUGUUGUGGACAAUAUUAGGUAUACCACUGUAGAAUUGUGUCGGACAGUGCUACAAGACAUCGUGCUGCCAGUGUCAGUGGACAGUGUAGCAGUGGACUGAUCAGCGGUGCUGGCUCCUGGCGCCGGAUGAAUUUCUGACCGGGCAGUGGCGCCGUGAUGGAGGUAUUAUUGGACAGUGAUACACAGUGCAGCCAGACGUUGUGUCAGGGCGCCGUCAAUUGAAGAAUGGUACAGCAUGAGGAAUGGCAAUUGGCACGUCAAUGUUCAGCAAAACAUCACUGGGCACUGCUACUUGUUCGCGUUCUGUCAUUUGGCGUCAUGACGUGUGAUGUGUUCUCUCUGACGUGAGUUUUUUACUGCACAGCGCGUACAUCUAACUGAACGCACGACGGCGAUGCUGGCAAACAAUUACCGUUUAUACAUAAGCAGGUAAAUGCAUAUAAUAAGCAGAUUUGGCAUUGAGCUUCACGUUGUUCCUAUACGUUUAUAUGAACGUCACGCAUUAUGCGUUUGGCUUUCUCAUUUAUCUGCGAUAAACAACAACAGCCCUUGUCACUGGAAGGGACGGGAGCGAACCGGCCAACGGACGGGCUCGGCGCCGGCCCCGUGGCACCCUCCCACCUGACGCCGGUCUGAACCACUGCACUGAGCGCGGCAUGCAGGCUGUGUGAUGGCGGUCAGCCGGCACAGGGCAGGAGUUACGGGUCGAGCGACCCCGUCAGUUGUGGGGCCAGAGGGUCAAAGACUCCACUCCUAACCACGUAGCAUGGAACUUAACGAGCAGUUUGUCAACAAAUAGUUGUGGGCGUUGUUUUAUUUUCACAAGCAGCAUUAUCAAUUGAGAUCUCCAUAAUAUUCUCAGAGUACAAUCGCUAAGUCAUGUGUGUGUUCAUUUGUUUUUGUGUGUGUUUGUGUUUCGUUUUGUGUAAGUGUAUGUGUGGUCGGCUCAGCUGACGUAUUUGGGACCGUUGCACAGCUGAGCACAGCGUGUUUGACCGUUUCUUUACCACCCCCACGGCCACCUCUUCUCUGAGCGCUUGUCCCGUGUUACGCAACGAUUCUCAUGACUAUAUUGCGAGACACACGGUUUUGGUGUUAUCUUGAGCGGAUGAUAAUUCCAUAAGCUAGCUCACUUUUUUGUAAUAACAGUUUCUCUGUUCUGAACAAUGGAAAGGCUAAGAUGUUAAAAGGAAUCAAUAACGCAGAUCUAACCCAUUUUUUUGCCAGCUAUUUUUGCGCCGUUGGCUUUGAGGGUGUUUUGCCUUGGCAAGAUCCGGAAUCAAUACGGCUCCACUAUUAUGUGCUCGAAAUUGUACCUGGCGAAAUGUAGACGGUAGACGCCAAUUGGUAAAUGAAUUCAGCGUGUCCUGUAAUAUAAUGUUGCUCGAUACCUGAAAUAUGCGCUUUCAAGUGCAUUAGACUGCAAAGCGUUUCCACGAGGCUGAUUGCUGCCACUUCUGGCUAAAUUCAGCAUUGCACUGACUUGAUAUUCGUCGAUGGCAAAA
Messenger RNA from Amphibalanus amphitrite, 3264 nucleotides. Its product is annotated as oxytocin receptor-like. NCBI's taxonomy places the organism in Eukaryota, Metazoa, Arthropoda, Thecostraca, Balanomorpha, Balanidae. Bases 148 to 1470 code for a protein of 440 amino acids. The record is from RefSeq and is a predicted model, not a curated record. Gene Ontology annotation, cellular component: membrane. The transcript has 3 exons. Gene Ontology annotation, molecular function: vasopressin receptor activity; peptide binding. Gene Ontology annotation, biological process: G protein-coupled receptor signaling pathway.